Hemisphaericaspora subhashii is the source of this 978-nucleotide messenger RNA. RefSeq lists its product as uncharacterized. Lineage: Eukaryota; Fungi; Ascomycota; Pichiomycetes; Serinales; Debaryomycetaceae. Gene Ontology annotation, molecular function: FMN binding. Bases 1 to 978 code for a protein of 325 amino acids. The transcript has a single exon. The record is from RefSeq and is a predicted model, not a curated record.
AUGAAAGUAUUAAGAUUAUUUAAUAGACAACAACACUUAUUAACAUCCAGAUACUUCUCAAAGACAAUAUCGCCAAUUAUGACACAAACAGUAGAUGCUCAACCAGGUAGUGCCACCCCGGAAGAACCAAAGAGAUUUGGAUUAGAAAAUCAAGUUAAAAGAAAUCCUCAUCCUGAUUUUAAUAAAGUUGAAAAUUCAAGACCAAAAUUUGAUUCUGAUUUAGCUUGGAAUUAUACUCAAAUUCCAGAUAAAGAUUGGAAAGCUGGCUCAGGUGCUAAUAAUGAUGAUUGGAAAAAUCAUCAAAAAAUUGAAAUUGAUCCAUAUGGUCCAAAUAGAAAUCCAGUAGACAAUUACAAGACUUUAAUUAGUGCAGUUGUCCCAAGACCAAUUGGAUUUGUUAGUACUAUCAGUAAAGAUGGUGUACGCAAUUUAGCUCCAUUUUCUUAUUUCACCCUUGUGAAUCAUGAUCCACCAAUUUUUACUAUUGGUUUUAGUGGUGGUAGAGGAAAUCCAAAAGAUACUUGUCAAAACAUUUUGGAUACUGAAGAAUUAACCAUUAAUAUAAUUAGUGAAUGGUUUGUUGAAGCUGCUAAUUUCUGUUCAACUAAUGCUCCAAUUGAUAUUGAUGAAUGGAAGUUAAGUGGAUUAACCCCAUUGGAAUCCUCAAAAGUUGCUCCUCCGCAUGUUGGUGAAUCUGCUUUUAGUAUUGAAGCUAAAUUAAUUCAUUCUCAUGAAUGGAAAUCCAAGCAGGAUCCAAAUAGAGCAACUGGUGUGCUUUGUAUUGUUGAAGGGGUUAAUUUCCAUGUAAGAGAAGAUGUUAUUAAUAAGGAUUUAAAUAAUCUUGAUAUUGCUAAAUUGAAACCUGUAAGUAGAUUAGGUGGUAUUACUUAUGCUAGAACUGUGCAUGGUUAUGAAAAAUUAAGACCUGAUUAUGCAAAGGAAGAACAAAAGGAUGAAGUUAAGGAGUUGUUGAAGUAG